This is a messenger RNA of Gekko japonicus, 1367 nucleotides long. Its product is annotated as zinc finger protein 436-like. Gene Ontology annotation, biological process: negative regulation of transcription by RNA polymerase II; regulation of cytokine production; regulation of immune system process. The record is from RefSeq and is a predicted model, not a curated record. The transcript has 5 exons. Lineage: Eukaryota; Metazoa; Chordata; Lepidosauria; Squamata; Gekkonidae. The coding region runs from base 1 to 1329 and encodes 442 amino acids.
AUGCCGACAACGCAUCAACCGGAAUUACCCGGAUCAUCCCCGGAACCAUCCAAUGUAUCCUCCGAUUCAGACGACUCCUCUGAACAUAUAGAGGACGUGAACAUACAAUCCACCCCACAGGAUGUGGAAGCGGAUCUGCCUAUUUCUCCAUCAGAGGAUGUUAAGUCAUAUGGAGACUUUGUUCAACGCCAUGAAGAGAUGUCGUCAAGACAUCAUGUUUGCAGUGGAGCGCAAAUGUCUGCUGUCCCUUUGGUCCAGGUGGCCGUGUGUUUCACCGAGGCUGAGUGGGCCCUGCUGGAUCCGGGCCAGAAAAGUCUGUAUAGGGAAGUCAUGCGGGAGAACUAUGGGAAUGUGGCCUCUCUGGGGGAUGAUCAGUGGAAUGAGGAGGAUGAGGAACUGCAUGCUCUAUCGCCAGAUGAAAUCCAGAAUGAAAACUUGAGGGGAAACUUCAGGAAUCAAGGAAGACCUAUGAGGCAGAAAGGAAGCCACCUGGUCAAGAAGAGGGGAGAACUCAUUCCUUGCCAAGGGGGGGAUUUCCAAGAAGUCGUUCACAUGGUGGCAGAAACAGACAAGGGCUUGGAGUGCAGAAGGAAUGUCUCAGAUCAAACCCAAUGUACUGCCCAUUUACAAAUGUACAGUGGAAAGAAGACUCAUCAAUUCUUGGAGUAUGGAAAUACCAUGAUUCACAGAGGAGAGCUCAGUAGACAUCAAAGAACACGUACUGGAGAAGAAUCUUAUAGGUGUUCAGACUGUGGCAAGAGCUACUCAGAGAAAUCAGACCUUGUUCAGCACCAAAGGAUUCACUCAGGAGAAAAGCCACAUAAAUGCUCAGAGUGUGGCAAGAGAUUCAGUCACAAUGGUAAUUUCCAACAGCAUCUACAAACCCACAAAAAGGAGAAAUCUUUUGAAUGCUCAGAGUGUGGGAAGCGAUUCAGUUGGAGUUGCCGUUUGCAACAGCAUCAAAGAACCCACACAGGAGAGAAGCCCUUUGAAUGUUCCGAGUGUGAGAAGACAUUCAGUCAGAGGGGCAGUCUUCAAGAGCAUCAACGAACCCACACAGGGGAGAAGCCCUUUGAAUGCUCAGAGUGUGGGAAGAGAUUCAGUGUCAGUGGCAAUCUUCUACGGCAUCAACGAACCCACACAGGGGAGAAGCCCUUUGAAUGCUCAGUGUGUGGGAAGACAUUCACUCAGAGGGGUAGUCUUCGACAGCAUCAAAGAACCCACACAGGGGAGAAGCCCUUUGAAUGCUCAGAGUGUGGGAAGAGAUUCAGUCAGAGUGGUCACUUUCGAAAGCAUAAAAGAACCCACACAAUGGAGAAGCCUUUUUAAAGCUCUGUGUGUGCAGAGAGAUUCAGUCAGAGUGGUAC